Punica granatum (pomegranate) is the source of this 860-nucleotide messenger RNA. The record is from RefSeq and is a predicted model, not a curated record. NCBI's taxonomy places the organism in Eukaryota, Viridiplantae, Streptophyta, Magnoliopsida, Myrtales, Lythraceae.
AGAGAGAGAGAGCUGAGAAGCAGGUCAUCAAUGGCUUCCCAGGACCAAUCCAUGGCCGCUCUGGCCUCCGAAAUCUGCGCCGAAAUCUGCGCCGUCUUCUCCAAGCCCACCGGCCCCCACCAGGCGCCGCUCGACCUCCUCGUGGCGGAGCUGGCCUCCGUGGCCGCCAGGAAAGGGCGAGUCUUCCUAUACGGAGUGGGCCGCGAGGGCCUCAUGCUGAAGGCCCUCUGCAUGCGCCUGGCGCACCUGGGACUCUCCGCCCACCUCGUCUUCGACAUGACCACCCCUCCCAUCUCCUCCCCGGACCUCCUCAUCGCCUCCGCCGGUCCCGGCGGGUUCUUCACCGUCGACGCGAUAUGCCAGAUCGCGAGGUCCAACGGCGCCAGGGUCCUGCUCCUGACGGCUCAGCCGGAGACCGGAACGUGCGUGAGGCAUGCCACCGCGGUGGCCUACGUGCCGGCGCAGACCAUGGCCGACGAUGAGGGUGACGCCGCCGACGCGGGGGAGAAACCUCGGCCGUUGAUGCCCAUGGGGAGCUUGUACGAGGGGGCGAUGUUUGUGCUGUUUGAGCUGGUCGUGUACAAGCUGGGAGAGGUCCUUGGUGAGAGCCAUGAGGCCGUCCGAUCUCGUCACACCAACUUGGAGUGAUCAGAUCGAACGGCUGUAGGAUACGUAAUCACCAGUUCAGAAGAAAUAUCAUAAGGGCUAAUGGAAAGAAUAUUCUGUAAUUAUAUAAAUAAGUCCAAUGGAUCUUCCAUUUCUCGUGGUGUUUUUCCACAAUUUCUUACAUUUUCCCAAUAAAUCAGUUCUGGAGAUAUUUGUAUUUCCAUAUGGUAUGACAUAAAAAUUUAAAGAUCUCC